AUGGCUUCUUUGCAAGAGAUUGAUCGUUCUCGCUGGACUUCCCACCGUGCGAAUCUUUCAGGAACACCGUCUUCUCCAUCAGAAGUUACCAUUCACUACAUCCUAUGUCACCCUCCUUCCAACAUUACCUCGAAGGGUACCAUCCUUCUUAUACACGGCUAUCCAGAAACAUCGUAUCAAUUUCGACAUGUAAUUACACCUCUUGCAGAUGCAGGAUACACGGUCGUCGCCCCUGAUUACCGUGGAGCAGGCGAAUCAUCUCAUCCUCGUGAUGGAUACGAGAAGGUUCAAAUGGCAUCUGAUCUCCACGAAGUUAUCCAAAAUGAUCUGGAUAUUAAAGAUAAAAUCCACGUGGUUGGUCAUGAUAUCGGUGGGAUGGUUGCUCAUGCAUAUGCAGCUCAGUUUCCUGAAGAUACAGCAUCUGUUGCGUGGGGAGAGUGUCCUCUUCCAGGAACAGACGCUUAUAACAACGCUGUCAAAGAAGGUAUCACGGGAGGUCUAUGGCAUUUUGUCUUUCAUUGGCAAACAGACUUACCUGAAGCUCUCACUGCUGGUCGAGAGCAGAUUUACAUCAAAUCAUUCUAUGAUCGCCUAUGCUACAAUGCUUCGGCUUUCUCGCCAAGCGAUGUUGAGCACUAUGCAAGUAAGUUUGCUCAACCGGGUGGAAUGCGUGCCGGAUUCGAUGUAUAUCGUGCGUUUCACCAAGAUGCUGAAGAUAAUCUUCGUAUGUUGAAAGGUGGGAAGUGUAAAGUUCCAAGUAUGUCGUUGAUGGGAGAUAAGAGUUUCUUGGCAACUAUUGCAAAUCAACAGAAUGAACAGAUGUAUGAGACUACAUCGUCUGCUCGUAUCCCUGGCUCGGGCCAUUGGUGUGCGGAAGAGAAUCCGGCUGGUUUUGUGGAAGCUGUGCUUAAAUGGACGAACAAGAACUCGUGA
Molecule: messenger RNA, 933 nt
Organism: Botrytis byssoidea
Lineage: Eukaryota; Fungi; Ascomycota; Leotiomycetes; Helotiales; Sclerotiniaceae
Exons: 1
Coding region: 1-933 (310 amino acids)
Molecular function (GO): hydrolase activity
Source: RefSeq, a predicted model, not a curated record